Molecule: messenger RNA, 234 nt
Organism: Protopolystoma xenopodis
Lineage: Eukaryota; Metazoa; Platyhelminthes; Monogenea; Polystomatidea; Polystomatidae
Source: the annotation of a GenBank genome assembly
AUGCGGCAGAGAGCUCAGUCUUAUAUUCUACAAUUCGGUUUUCCCGUUGGCUCGAGGGCAAUCGCCUUGACCACUUUGCCACCCUCUGCCGGAUUAUGCAACGGCUCUUGCCAAGUGGCGAUACAACACCGCCGGAUCGACAGGCCCACAUUGCAACUACGUGAGGUGGCCCCACCUCCGAGGUUUCAUUGUCGGGGGGACUUGGCGCUUUCGGGAGACAGACAACAUUUUUAG